CACUACAGAGUGAGAGAAAAGCGCUUCCGAGCGCUCAAUCCUGUCACUGUACAGACAUGAACCGAGCUCAGCGAGCAAUAAUCACAUCAAUGAUUUGUAUUCUUCGCGAUUAACACUUGAUUUUUCUUUAUCGCUCAAAGGUGCAACACUUUUCCGUCCCAACCGACCUGUCUCCGUUCAGAAAUCGUUCAAUCGUUUGCGCUGGAUCUGUCGUGCCAGAAGAUGUGUGUGGAAAGCGAUGGAUGUGAAAUCGAGGGGUGCAGCAGUUCGGAUGAGGUGCACACGCUGUCUGGAAGCAUGAGUCCGGCUCUUAAAUCCAGUCCAGACCUGCAUCCCUGCAAACCUGGGCAGAAAUUCCGUGCCGCAUUACUCCGAUGCCGGUCUCCACUCGUUGCCGCCGGGAUUCUGAGUUUUGGAAAUGUGCUCAAUUACAUGGACAGAUACACCGUAGCAGGUGUCCUCCUUGACAUACAGAAACACUUUGACGUUAGUGACAGCGGAGCAGGCUUGUUGCAAACAGUUUUCAUCUGCAGUUUCAUGAUAGCCGCACCCAUUUUUGGUUACCUGGGGGACCGAUUCAACAGAAAGAUCAUUCUGAGCUGUGGAAUCUUCUUCUGGUCCUUUGUGACGCUGCUAAGCUCCUUUAUUACCAAAGAUGUAAGUGUCAUACUCUCUUUCUCCUCUACAAGCAGCAGCUUAAACCUUGCUCAGAACCUCUUAAAGGAAUCAUGUCAAUGUGAUUAUCAUUUUAGAAGAAUCUUAAAAUACAAAUGUAGUUUGUUUUUGCUCAGAAAGCGCUAG
Messenger RNA from Sinocyclocheilus anshuiensis, 801 nucleotides. RefSeq names its product protein spinster homolog 2-like. The coding region runs from base 223 to 801 and encodes 192 amino acids. Gene Ontology annotation, biological process: transmembrane transport; lipid transport; sphingosine-1-phosphate receptor signaling pathway. The record is from RefSeq and is a predicted model, not a curated record. The transcript is spliced from 3 exons. Lineage: Eukaryota; Metazoa; Chordata; Actinopteri; Cypriniformes; Cyprinidae. Gene Ontology annotation, molecular function: transmembrane transporter activity; sphingolipid intramembrane carrier activity. Gene Ontology annotation, cellular component: membrane.